AUGGAGAAUAACCUCUCAUUUGGGGCGCGAGACCCAUCCAAGCCAAGAGAUCUUCAUGCGUACCGAUCAGGUACAUACCUGCGAGCCCACAUCUUCCUUGGACUUACUAUCGCUCUCGUCACCACCUUCAAAUGGCCGCUGAGAUGGGCAUUGUCUGGAACGCCUACCUUGACUUACAUCCUAUGGUUAGGCGAGGCUAAUGGUUGCCGCAUUCAACCUCCCAUUCCACUAUGGACGAUGAUCAUCUUCAUCAAUUUGGUUUACUCGGUAGCAACAACCUCGUGGCUGCUGUUUGGUAUCUACAUCCCAGCUUGCUACUUGACCAUCUUCGUUGCAUCCCUCUACCAGUUCGACUUGGCAGCGCAUGCACUGAGAACGGUGCUUGGCUCGAUUCUAAAGCAGCCACGUUUUAUUAAUGAUAGAAUUGCCUUCCUCAAUCUUCCCGCCCUGGAGAUCGAUGUCGAUGUUAAGGGGCUCCUUGUCGUCCGGGGCGUGACUUUUUCUUUACUUCAUCUCAAUAUCAUCGCACACGGGAUCGAGGUUGGCAUCAAGAUUUCUGAUGACAUGGAAAUCGCUCUUCAUGUUGAUGAGGUGAAGAUCUCACUGUUCCGACGCAUUGAUAUUGGGGAGGUCUAUGGAAACCUGAAAGGUGGUAAAGGAGAGAUGACACUUGAGCAUGCUCUUACAGAUGUGGAAACCAGCAAGCCUCCCCUAGGGGUAGACAAUGCAGCAUCUAUCACAGGUUUAAAGAACGACAACGGCUUCAGAGCGGAUCUGGUCCAAAGAGUCUCCACGAUUGAGAAGUUGACGGACGGAAACCCUCCAAAAGAUGUGUCUGCUGGAGAUGGUCUGGCCUCAAUCACUCAGAUAUCACCUGACGAAGAACAGGCCACAGUGACAUAUACUAAUGCCUUGUCGCGCAUGGAGGAGACCAGUCCAAUCGCAGAGAGCAAGCGAAAAGUGGAAGCCAUGGCUCGUAACACUUCCGAUGCGAAGAGCGAUGCCUUUAAUCCAGACGACAAGAAAGACAUGCGGGCUGCUAUAUGCACACAGCUCCAUGACACAGCCUCUGUCCCCUUCCCUCCACCGAACUCAAUCAAAGUCACAACACUGCGUAAUCUCAGCCCACCAUACAUACGCCGCUUUCUCCAUCGUUUACCCUUCUUGCUACGUCUUCUACUCAAAGCAAUCGCUUACUUCCAUCCUGUUCACAUAGACUCUGUAACUGCUGGUCUUUCAGGAAAGUGGCUGCGACAAUUGCUGCAUGAUCUAGUCUUUAAAGGCCACGCAGAGAAUGACACAGGUACUAGAAGAUUGGAGGCCCGAAUCAAAGCAUGGCUUGCCGAUGCCAAUUUUGUUCUAGAAAUUACCAGCAUUCUUGGUCUCGCUCAAAUACCACUGUCUACAGUCUUUGACAUCGAUACAAGGCUCAAAGUGCAAGAUGUUAUGCUGUAUCGCACUCUGCCUCAAGAGGUUGCUAUGAAGCAAGUUGUUCGCUUGGCAGGCGCAGAUGCCUCUGUGACGAUACCAUCGUUCCUGUUACCUCAUCAUGAACACGUGCUGCCUCAGAUACCCAACGAGCAGGACAGAGAGAAGCAGGAAGAGAAGGUAGUGGAAGCUGAUGGUCUGCCAAAAGCCAUUCAUGCGCAAGAGGAGCUGGAACAGACAGCCAAGGACGAAACGAACAUCGACAUUUCUGCUCAUGCACGCCUACCAGCGGUCUUCGACCAAGAACUUCUAGACUUUAUUGCCGCGGUAAUCAAGACGACAAAGAUGAUCGAAAUAGAACAUGGAAACACUGUCGAUGAUGCUGUGGACAAGGUGGUGGAAGAUGUCUCGGACACUGAUUCGGUCUCAAGUUUCAGUAGCGACAUCAAAGCCAAAAAACGGAGCAUCAAAGACUGGACAAGAGCAAUGGGCACCACUGUGAGCAACAAUGCAAGAAGGGUGGCUGUUGAUGCGGUUACGAAUGACAGAUGGAUUGCGAAAAUGGUGGGAAAGAUAACGAGGAGGCUCGAAAGCACGAAGGGAGAUCUCGGGUACUCUGGGGCUAUUCCCGUUCCACUGGCACCCUAUCGGGCAUUGGCUGAGGACGCCACAAAGUUGCUACCCUGA
Molecule: messenger RNA, 2115 nt
Organism: Exophiala bonariae
Lineage: Eukaryota; Fungi; Ascomycota; Eurotiomycetes; Chaetothyriales; Herpotrichiellaceae
Exons: 1
Coding region: 1-2115 (704 amino acids)
Source: RefSeq, a predicted model, not a curated record